Messenger RNA from Perca flavescens (yellow perch), 2322 nucleotides. RefSeq names its product fibrinogen silencer binding protein (gene fsbp). The transcript is spliced from 4 exons. The record is from RefSeq and is a predicted model, not a curated record. Lineage: Eukaryota; Metazoa; Chordata; Actinopteri; Perciformes; Percidae. The coding region runs from base 64 to 858 and encodes 264 amino acids.
AUAAGGUUGAGCCUGCCGCCUGGCCGUUAGGUACCGGGGUCCAGCUAACUUCACCGGUUAACUAUGCCCGGAAAAUGUAAAUUCCAGGACUCCUGGCUCUCAAAGACAAUUUACAAGGACUGGCUGGUUAAGGACGUCCAAGACAUUCACUUCGCCCGAUGCAGGGCCUGUUGUAAAUCAAUCAAACUUCAGACCAUGGGCGAGGCUGCUCUCACCAGCCACGCAGGGGGAGCUGGCCACAAAGCAGCCGUACGCAAGCUAAUGGAAGCAUGCAAUGUGAUGCCGAUAAAUCUCGCUGGGCAGAUAAAUGGCAGCGUGAAUCAGUUUCAGACUGAGGACAGCAAGGAGCAAGUGGCCAUCUGCCUCCAGCGUGACGCCUCGGACAGAAUAACGGGCAGCGACUGGUCCAGUCGGCGCCAGAGCCCCACUACAAACUCCACCUACCACAAUGCAGAGCUACAGGAUGUGACAUUUGCUACUUACUUCACAGCACCAGGCAGGUACCGGCUCAACAACCAGCGUCUCCAGCUGACGGGCAGCGAGGCGCAGGACGCGACCCGCGGCCCGACUCAGCACUACUCGGCAGACCUGUCGAGACUGGAGCAGCAGCAGAGAGUGGAAGCUCUGGAGCAGCAGCAGCAGAUGAAGAUCCUGGAGUGGGAGAACAGGAUGAAGGUGCUGGCGUGGGAGCAGGAGCUGGUGAAGGAGAAGAGGAGAGCCGCUCGGCAAAAGGAGAAGGCCUUCAGGAUGAAGAAAGCUUACUACAAAGCCAAGCUAAAGAGGAUGGGCGAGGACCUGUUGCCAUCGUCCUCCAGCAGCAGUGAUGAAGAGGAGAAAACAUCUGAUCCGACAGGAUGAACUGUUUCAACUGUUGUAUUUUUAUUAGUGCAGUGUAUUUUUUUGUUUGUCUAUAUGCCAUGGAACUGUUACUAUUUUUAUACAUUGUUUUGUAUUUCAAUGCAAAAGAAAAAUUCUCAGUUGCUUUUAAUUAGAUAUUCUUGCAAAAAGAGGGAACAUCACUGAUUAUUGAGAUUACUUGGGUUGCAGACUACUCAAAAGUACAAAUGGUACUGGUAACAGUUACAUUAUUCCAUAUUGUCAAACUAGCAAACAAUCUCUCUGCAACAUGAUAACCACCUUCUCUGAGUAAGCUUUGCAAAGAUAUUCAAAUUAAACUAAAUUGUUAGUUGAGUACAACGCUUCAUUUAAGAUCAACCCAAGUAAAAGAUGUGGUACUAAUAGACCUUUUAGAAGUACAUGGAUAUGCUAUGAAGCAGAUGAACAUCUUGUAAAAAAGCCUCCGACACGUAAAAGGGUUGAGAUCAAAAUCCAUAUCUUGUUUUAUCGGUUAUUCAUCACAAUGUGUCUUCCGUAUUCAAACUUACAUGAUGUGAGGUUGAUAGUGUAUGUAAAGGCCAUAGCCUUAUUCUAGGAAGAACAGCAUUUUAAAGAACGUAUGAAAUGACGUUCGUAAAUGGACAUUCUAAUCAUUUGACUUGCAUAGCUUCUUUUGCAUGUUAAUGUGAGUAGGUAUGCUUACACUUUAGUCUUUGCUUUGUAAAUAAAUUUGCAUUUGGUACAGAGUUGGAGAUGACAACAGGCAGGUGACAAAUCAAAGAAAAAACCUGAAGACAUACACGUGGCCAAAAGUACAGUAUGUGGCCGCAAUGGCAGCCUCUGCUGAUUUUUGGACCCGUCAGCUGGGAUUUGCUACAAAAGCAUCAAUUACUAUGUUGGUAUAGUUACGUGCUUUAACUAUUUCGGAGCUUUAGAGGUGCUGGUAGGCACAUUUUUAAACUCUGGACAGAAGGCCUGCUGAUUCCCCCUGCUUCCAGUCGUUAACUAAACUAAGCUCAUUGCUUCCUGGCUUCAAUGCAGAGACGCGAGAGUAGUACUGAUCUUCAUAUCUAACUCGUCAAAAAAAUUUAAGCAAAAUAUCUCUUUGUCACCCUUAUGUGUUACAGCAAACAUUUCUUUGUAUUGUACUAGCUGCGACUAAGUCAUACUAUUACAAAACUGACUUGAUUAAUCAGUUGUUGUUUCAGCCCCUGCAGGUCUAAAUCUAAAGUUUAUUCAAGGCCUGGUUAUAUUGUCUCAGCUGGUGAGUGUUUUUGCUGAGAGUCAGCAGAGGUGGCAUCUGAACAUCUCUGACGCCUCUGAAUGUGACAGAAUACUUGUCAGAGAGAGAGCCCUCCAGAAAAAAAGUGUUCCUCUGUCAGGACGUUUCCUCUGCUCAUUUUUCUGCACAUGGAAAUGUCUGUUCUCAUGAAUAUGAAACGGCACACGCAGAAUAAAUAUCAACACAGCCGUGUAGGAAUGUCA